AUUUCCCGGAUAACCGAGGGGCCGAGGGCGUGGGCGGGCGCCGAGCCGGGAGCCCCCGGCCCAGACCUGCCGCGGCCCGAUUGCACCCGGGGAGUUGGGGCGGAGAGGGGAGGGCGGGCGAGGCGACCGAGACGGACAGUCCGAGAGACCCGGGUCCCGAGUGCAGGCAAAGUUCCUCCGCGUGGGGGCGUAGGGCGCGCUGCAAAGGCCUGGAAGAGAAGGGAAAGCCUGUCAGCCUCUGGAGUCUCAACCUGCAGAGGACCAAUGCCUGGCCCAAGGAGGGAGCUGGAGCCAGAGGAGAUGGCCCCCGGGAGCCGCAGGCCCCCAGCCCAGAAGUUGGUGAGAUUGAAGGAUGUGAUUGUGGAUUUCACCCCAGAGGAGUGGGCCCUUUUGGACCAUUCUCAGAAAAAGCUGUACAAGGAAGUCAUGGUGGAGAAUACCCAGAACCUGCUCUCCCUGGGUCUUCCAGUUUCCAGAGAAGAUUUGAUCUCCCAUUUUGAGCAAGGAGAAGUGCCAUCGAUGCUGGAGAGAGAAGGCCCAAGAAACUUUUGUCAAGGUGAGUGA
This is a messenger RNA of Sarcophilus harrisii (Tasmanian devil), 564 nucleotides long. Its product is annotated as zinc finger protein 69 homolog. Lineage: Eukaryota; Metazoa; Chordata; Mammalia; Dasyuromorphia; Dasyuridae. Gene Ontology annotation, biological process: regulation of DNA-templated transcription. Bases 265 to 564 code for a protein of 99 amino acids. The record is from RefSeq and is a predicted model, not a curated record. The transcript is spliced from 4 exons.